AUGAAAAAAUUGAAUAUCCACUUUGAAACCCUUCAAGGUGGCAUUUGUGUGUCCUCAAAAACAGUUGAUUUUAACUCCGAGAAUGAUGAAAUUCCAGUCAACACAGAAAGUCGUGAAGUUUUCUGUGUUGGAAAUUUGAAUGAAAAUGUUGUCAAAAUUCAAUUCACUUUAAUGUCAAACGUCGACAAAUUUACUCUUCGAGUGUCGCCCGAGUUGAUUUCACUCAAGAAAGGCUUUGCAUGCGAAUUUUCGAUGUAUUUGACGCCGUUGUGUACUUUUGUUGGUGUCACUGAAAAAUCGACGCGAAUUGAUUACGACGAGUUAAAAGAAGAUAAGAAACUUGGGGAAGGCUCUUUUGGAGUUGUUUACAAAGGAACUUUCAGAGGAAAUGUUGUUGCAAUCAAAAAGAUGAAGAAUUUUUCAAAUGAUGACAAUUCGAUGGAGGAAUUUAUAAAUGAAGUAGACAUGUUGAACAAAUUUCGCAGUGAUUUUAUUGUCCACUUCUAUGGCGCGGUGUUCAUUUUAAGUAAAGUAUGUUUAGUCACUGAAUUUGCACAAUUUGGGAGUUUAAAGGAUUUGAUGCAACAUAAAAAAAGCGAAGAAGUUGAGACGAAAAUUCGAAUUAAAAUGUUAGUAGACUCUUCAAAAGGAAUAGCAUAUUUACAUGAGAAUGGGAUCUUACACAGAGAUAUCAAGCCAGUAAUAUCUUAG
This is a messenger RNA of Entamoeba invadens IP1, 711 nucleotides long. RefSeq names its product protein serine/threonine kinase, putative. The transcript is spliced from 2 exons. The coding region runs from base 1 to 711 and encodes 236 amino acids. Lineage: Eukaryota; Evosea; Mastigamoebida; Endamoebidae. Gene Ontology annotation, molecular function: protein kinase activity; ATP binding. Gene Ontology annotation, biological process: protein phosphorylation. The record is from RefSeq and is a predicted model, not a curated record.